Vitis riparia (riverbank grape) is the source of this 2382-nucleotide messenger RNA. RefSeq names its product probable inactive DNA (cytosine-5)-methyltransferase DRM3. Bases 170 to 2308 code for a protein of 712 amino acids. Lineage: Eukaryota; Viridiplantae; Streptophyta; Magnoliopsida; Vitales; Vitaceae. Gene Ontology annotation, molecular function: methyltransferase activity. The transcript is spliced from 11 exons. Gene Ontology annotation, cellular component: nucleus. The record is from RefSeq and is a predicted model, not a curated record.
GAGCCUUUGGCGAGGCCGCCGUGUACACUACGCGCGGCCGCUCUGCAAGUGAAUUCCCCGCACUCUUUCGGGGAGAUCUCCGAUCAGUGAUUAGGAGAACGCCUCAAUUUAUGUUGGUAGUCUACGAGCUACUCCUCUUCGCCUUCGCCGCUGUUGUUCUCAUCUCAAGAUGGGUGAGAUAGCAGAUUAUUCUGACAGCAAAAGUUCUUCAGAGACGGUAGGCGAGAGAGGAACCAUGAUAAAGGUUGAGCCUUUGGAGUUGAAUUUGCCAACUGAAAAUAUGUGUGCAAGGCAUAUUGGGCAUAAUGGGGCAAGUUCUUCUGGGAGCAAAUUAAGAUCAUCCUUUAUAGGGAUGGGGUUCUUACCAUCUCUUGUUGACAAAGUGAUUGAAGAAAAGGGUGAAGAUGAUGUUGACUUGUUGUUGGAGACCCUCUGUGCAAAUGCUGCCCUUCAAAAAUCAAUUUCUGAAUCAUCAGAUUCUUUGGAUAGCUUCCUUAAUGACGAGGACACAAAUAAUCCUCCAAAAUUUUCAGCAGGCUUUCAUCCAAAAGAGGAGCCUGAUGUAUCUAGUGGAGUUAAUGAUGACAAACGGGCAACCUUGGUCAUGAUGAAAUUCUCUGUGGAUGAAGUAGAAUUUGCAAUGGAUAAACUUGGUGAAGGUGCUCCAGUUAACGAACUAGUGGACUUCAUCAUUGCUGCUCAAAUAGCUGGAAGCUCCAAAAUGGAUGCAGAUGAUCCAACUUAUGGCAAUGAAGAAAGAAAAGAGGAUUGUAAUAAUGAAGCAUUGUUUGGGACUAUGGACAAGACACUUCGUUUGCUUGAAAUGGGUUUUUCUGAGAAUGAAAUUUCAUCAGCUAUCGAGAAAUUUGGUUCAGAAGUUCCAAUUUCAGAGCUUGCUGAUUCAAUUUUUGCGGGCCAAAUUGCUGAAAAAGACAAGCACUCCUCAGCCACAUUCCGAUUGAAUCAUUCGCAUACUGGAAAUGACUAUAGGUCUUUCGGUAAGGGGAUGGAAGAUGGCCUAAAACGUCGUUCUUCGGGUACAUUCAUGGUAAAAACUGAGGAAUAUAGUCCAGAAGCUGUUUCUCAGUUAAGGGCUGUUGACAUAGGAGAUGAUCAUAAAGGGAAAAGGCCAAAACAAGAAUCUCUUGAUGACUCAAGCGCCUACAUUGGCCCCACUUGGCUAGAAGGAAGAAAAGGUGACCAUAAAUUCUCUAGCUGCCGGAUGCCUUUACCACGUAGGGAUCUCAAUCAAGUUGCAGGACAACUAAAUAAAUUUGGAAUGUCGAGUAUUUCUAAGCCCAUGCCAUGCAAGAGUCUUGAUCAACUGGUUGCUAAGCCACCAUAUUUCUUUUAUGGAAAUGUUUCAAAUGUAUCCCACGACUCUUGGAACAAAAUAUCACAAUUCCUCUAUGCACUUGAGCCAGAAUUUGUGAAUACUCAGUUCUUUUCAGCCUUGAAUAGGAAGGAAGGCUACAUACACAACCUUCCUUCUGAAAAUAGGUUUCACAUCCUUCCAAAGCCACCAAUGACAAUUGAAGAAGUAAUACCAUACACGAAGAAAUGGUGGCCAUCAUGGGAUACAAGGAAGCAGUUGAGCUGCAUCAGUUCUGAAACUUCAGGAAUAUCUCAACUAUGUGAUAGGCUUGGAAAGAUAUUAGUUGAUUCUCGAGGGCUGCUCUCAUUUGAACAGCAGAGAGACAUCCUUCAUCAUUGCCGGACUCUGAAUCUUGUGUGGGUUGGGCAGUGUAAACUGAGUCCCAUAGAGCCUGAACAUCUAGAGCGCAUUCUAGGCUACCCAUUGAAUCACACUCGAGUCCCUGAGUAUAGUUUGAUAGAAAGACUCCAAUCUCUCAGACACUGCUUCCAGAUCGACACACUGGGGUAUCAUCUCUCCGUUUUGAAGUCAAUGUUCCCUAAAGGAUUAACAAUGUUAUCACUUUUCAGUGGAAUUGGUGGUGCAGAACUUACCUUACACCAGCUUGGCAUUCAUUUGAAAGGUGUUGUUUCUGUGGAGAUUUCUGAAACAAAACGGAACAUUCUCAAGAAGUGGUGGCAUAAUACUGGACAAACUGGGGAGUUGGUGCAGAUCGAUGACAUUCAGAAGCUAGCAAGUAGCAAGCUUGAGAGCCUGAUCGAGAAGUUUGGUGGUUUUGACUUUGUUAUCUGUCAGAACCCAUGCACUUACUCUUCCAGAAAUUCUAAAAUGGUUGCAGAUGGUGACAGUCUAACAGGUUUUGACUUCUCAUUAUUUUGUGAGUUUGUCCGUGUUUUGCACCGUGUAAGGAGUACAAUGGAAAGAAGAAGGUAACCUUUUUCUGCCAUUAUGUUGCUUGUAGUACAUUCUAGUUUAUUAAUGAUCAGCUAGACUGUUUUCUUUCUUCA